Molecule: messenger RNA, 748 nt
Organism: Rhipicephalus microplus (southern cattle tick)
Lineage: Eukaryota; Metazoa; Arthropoda; Arachnida; Ixodida; Ixodidae
Source: RefSeq, a predicted model, not a curated record
CCGCUCUUCAUUGGUGUCGGGCCUCUCUUUGCAAACAAGGAGGAAGGAGGGAGCCGACUAUAAAAGAGGGAUCGGUGUCUGCUGGCUGCUGGAUAUUCUCCACCGUUUCUCAGGGACGAGCCAUGAAGGUUCUGGUGCUUGCCUUGGCACUUUCUUGCCUAGUCGCCACCGUCAUGGCCGGCGGUUUUCACCACUUCGGAGGUGGCUAUGGAGGUGGCUUCGGAGGAGGCUUUGGGGGAGGCUAUGGAUAUGGUCAUGGUGGUGGAUACGGAGGCCAUGGUCACGGAGGUCAUGGCUUAGAAUCCAGUGGUUUAUUCUUUGUUAAAGGACCUGGUGGAUACGGUCACGGCUUCCACGGCCUUGAGGCCGUGAAGGGCCCGACUUACUUUGUAAGCACAGAACAAUACGUUAAGAAGAUUCACCCUGGACUCCCCAUCGUUGGCAAGCACCACCGCUAGCAUCACUGUGCGUCCCACUUUGCGAUCUUGAAAGUCAGCGUGCCCGCAUCACCUCCUGAGCGAAUCUUGUUGAGAGUAUGGAGCAUAUGGCAGAGUACUGAGGUUUCAUUAACUUUUUUGUUUGUCUUUUCAUUCUAUUGCACAAACCAAACAUCUGCAGAUUUAGUCGUCGCCAGCACCAGCUAUACCUGAAUCAUUGCUUCAUGAUCAUUGUGCGUCACAUUUGAAGACAAUUUUAUACUGUUGUAAAUAGUUUCGUUAAUAAAAGGAAACUGUUGUUAUAACAACCA